Molecule: messenger RNA, 816 nt
Organism: Ogataea parapolymorpha DL-1
Lineage: Eukaryota; Fungi; Ascomycota; Pichiomycetes; Pichiales; Pichiaceae
Product: 1-acyl-sn-glycerol-3-phosphate acyltransferase
Exons: 1
Coding region: 1-816 (271 amino acids)
Biological process (GO): phosphatidic acid biosynthetic process
Cellular component (GO): endoplasmic reticulum; membrane
Molecular function (GO): 1-acylglycerol-3-phosphate O-acyltransferase activity
Source: RefSeq, a predicted model, not a curated record
AUGUCUUUUUUGCAAAAAAUCGGAAAACACUUCAAGUUCUACACCAAGGGCUUUGUUGCCCUUUGCACCCUGAUGGUCAGCGCAUCGUACGGUGUCCUCUGCUCAGUGUUUCUCUCGUUGAUUGGCAAGCGCAAUCUUGCCCAGUGGAGCACCGCGCGCUUCUAUUACUACCUGUUUAGCACGGUUAUGCGCAUCACGAUAGAAAUCGAGGGUGAGGAAAAAUUGAGUGGUCUGCCUGCCAUUCUGAUCUCCAACCACCAAUCGGAGCUUGACGUGUUUAUGCUGGGCAGGAUAUUUCCCAAACGUUGUGUCGUGACAGCCAAGAAACAGCUUCAAUUGGUGCCAUUUUUGGGCUGGUUCAUGACUCUGUCGGGCACCUUUUUCCUGGACAGAUCUGACCGCGAAAAGGCCAUCCGUGUGCUCAACAAGGCUCUCGACGACCUCAAGGCCACUAGCGGCGGCCUAUUCAUGUUCCCGGAGGGCACCAGAUCGUACUCCUCGAGACCCACUCUGCUACCAUUCAAGAAAGGAGCCUUCCAUCUUGCGGUCCAGGCGCAGAUUCCGAUCAUUCCUCUUGUUGUUUCCAACACUUCCAACAUCUACAGUCUGAAAGAAAGAAACUUCAACACGGGAACAAUCAAGGUCAAGGUUCUUGAGCCGAUCAGCACCGAGGGGCUCACCAAGGACGACGUGAACAAGCUGGUGGAGGCCACUUACGCAAAGAUGGAGGAGGAGAUUCGCAAAGUUGGCAUGAGCGUGGUUGCCGGCGACGUUUCUGGCGAGUCUGAAGCGCUACUUUCCCAGGAAGUUCAAUAG